UUUCAGCAGGAGCCCAGCUGGAUGAAGUCCAUAAAUUCCUCGAGGGCCGGCUGGCCCUCCUGCUCGAAGUGCUUCGGGUGUUUGAUCUUGUGGAUGGCAAUCGUGAUGACGAUGGGCUUCGCGCUUCAAGUCUGGGGCCUCCCGUCGAACUAUAAGGGGAAGUCGCCGGAGCCCACGGAUCAGGUCCCCACCGAACAGCUACCCCAAGAGAAGCUGUCCCUGAAACAGGGUUCCCUAAAACAGGGUUCUCCGAAACAGGGUUCCCCAGAACAGGUGUCCCAAAACCAGAUGCCCUCUGAACAGGUGCCCAAAAAACAGGUGUCCCAAAAGCAGGUGUCCCCAGAACAGGUGCCCGAAGAGCAGGAGAAGGCGGACGUCUCUCCUUUCAAGGAGGGAGUAUUUGCUGCUGAGAAAAUGAACCAGGACUUCGCCAAAUUCCAGGAGGAGAUCUACCAGAAGAGAAUUCUGGUGACGGGAGGCGCCGGCUUCGUCGGCAGCCACCUGGUCGACCGCCUCAUCAAGGAUGGACACAACGUGAUCGUGUUGGACAACCUCAUCACGGGGAAGAGGCGGAACAUCGAGCACUGGGUGGGGCACCCCAAUUUUCAAUUCAUCCUUCACGACGCAGUCCAACCAAUCUACCUCGAG
This is a messenger RNA of Darwinula stevensoni, 648 nucleotides long. Lineage: Eukaryota; Metazoa; Arthropoda; Ostracoda; Podocopida; Darwinulidae. The record is from the annotation of a GenBank genome assembly.